Messenger RNA from Nothobranchius furzeri (turquoise killifish), 3571 nucleotides. NCBI's taxonomy places the organism in Eukaryota, Metazoa, Chordata, Actinopteri, Cyprinodontiformes, Nothobranchiidae. The record is from RefSeq and is a predicted model, not a curated record.
GGUGUAAAACCCAGAUUACAAUAGAAACAUCAUUACAUAAUUAGAAUGAAUAAUGAAAUAUAAAUGGAAAUUUACAAAACAGUUAAAACAGGAUAAAAGACCAAAUAAGAUAAAUAGAAAUCUAAGCAUUCAUACAUUCAUAGUUUAAAAAAAAGAAAGAAAAGAAAAUACAAACUUGUUGAAAAUAGUCAAAUAAGAAAAGCUAAAAUCGAGUAAAUAGAAAGUUCCAGUAAAAUUCAGGUAGCAACUGACUAACCAAUCACGUGGCUAGCCAGCUAUUGCAUCAGCCAAUAGAAUUUAGCACUUUCUGCUGCUCGCUACGCAGCUUUCACUUGCCUUCAGAUGCGCUGAGACGCUGACGAGGAAGCACUUGCCGUGAAGAGCAAACUAGGAUGCACUAGCAGCCGUUACUUGAAAAACAAUUACUCCAAGUUCGGUAAGCGGAUAAAAUUUUCAUGUUUAGGUACUGUUGCUGUGUAAUAGUGACAAGUUAUUUGUUACGCUGUAGAGAUACAGAGGUCCGAAGACCGUGAUUUGCCGUUACCCUUGGGAAACCCCGUGUAAACCAAGCUGACUUUUCUUGGUCAGGUUUUUUAUUUUGGAUUGAUUCACCUCGGUGAAUUGAAGAUACUUGUUCCAGUUCUGGAUGGCGAGCCCCAGCCCAACCGAACCAUCAAGCCGGUGAUUAACUGGUCUGUCACUCACCUGAACUCGACUUCAACCCAAGAUCUGACUGACAAGGAUUUCAUGAACAUUUGUCAAGCUGACUGACUGACUGAACAAACACAGACUGGUGACAUUUCAUUUUACUAUUUUAUUUUAUUUCAUUUUAUUUUAUUUCACAAAGCGCUUUGUUAUAUAUUAAGUGGGUUAUAAAUGCUGGUAAUAAACCAUUGUUAUAUUUACCUUGCUUUUCCAUGUUGUCACUCCACCACUUGCUCCUCAGAGUCUAGAAUCUUUUGAUCUGGUCCACUCGGUGUUAAACCACAAAGAUUUUCAUGUGAACCACCUCUAGUAAAAUCUACGUAAGGUUACAUAAGCUGGCAGAGCCAGCCAGGAGCAUAAGGUUGUGAGACAACAUUAAACAUCUUUGAAUAAUUUUCACCCAUAGUCAGUAUGGAGUUUGUUGAGGAGAAUGGUGUUAAAGUACCAAAUGCUGUAGUUGUUAGUGGUGUUACCGGUACGGAAAGAGACAAAGAAGUUUACGAAUUUCUGGAACAACAUGGCUCUAUUUACAGAACACUCACCAUUAAUGAUAGCUCAUCUGAACUUUACGGAAGUCAAGUCGUGGAAUUUGAGUCUGGUGUAGCAGUUAAAUCGUUAGCACCGGAAUUGCCGUACCUCUUGUCCACGGAUGAUCCACGAGUCAGGUAUCACAUACAAGCUCUAAACGACGUGUACACUAGAACCAUAGGAGGCAGUUUUACUGAAACUUACCUCAAUGAUCUGAAAGGCUUAGCUAAGCUGAGUGGAAAAGACUUUGAAGAAGUCUUGAAAGAAGUUAUGUCCACCAUAGGAAAAUCUAUUGAGUCCACAUUGACAACAGAAACUGAUCUUGAAAAUAGGACCUUAGAUCAAAUUAAUGUAAUGGCUGAACCCAACAUAGUAGCUGAACCCAGUCAGAGUGGAGUUUCACCUUUACACCAAACUAGAGUGUUUAGUUCACCUAAACCUAUGAAGACAAUCUUACAAAGCCCUCCUAAACCACACAUUAUCCCACCAACAUUUACUGCAACAGAUAUUAAUCCCCCAGAGAUUCAGAAAAUUGUAGUUGAACAUGUGGUGAAAAAUGUGGAAAAAAUUUCCUCUACUCAUGCAGCUUUAAGAAUACGAGCUUUUUCUGGCAAAACUCCUAGACCCUACAGUGAGGCAGAUUAUGAAACGUGGCGUUCUCAUGUUAGUCUAAUGAUUGACGAUUCUUCUCUGUCUCAGCUAGACAAGACACGUAAAAUACUUGAAAGCCUUCUCUCUCCUGCGUCUGAUGUAAUCCGCCCUCUCGGACCAGAAGCCACGCCGGCUGACUACAUUGAGCUUUUGGACUCGGCUUUCGGCGCUGUUGAAGAUGGUGAGGAAUUACUUGUCCGGUUCAUGAAUACACUCCAAGAUCAUGGAGAAAAACCAUCCACAUAUCUCCACCGUCUGCAGGUGGCACUUAAUCUCGCAGUACGUAGAGGUGGUCUUGAGCCCCAGGAAGUGAACAAACAGCUUCUAAAACAGUUUAACAGGGGUUGUUGGGAUGACACCCUAUUAACAGAACUGCAGCUAGAACUGAAAAAUAAAGAUCCCCCUACCUAUGCAGAGUUAUUGCUUUUUCUUCGCACGGCAGAAAACAGACAAGAGGUUAAAAGCUCACGAAUGAAGAGACACUUUAGUACCACAAAACCAAAAGCAGUUUCCCAUGAACAGACCGUCAUCGACGCAAAUAUAAGCGUAGCAGCAGAGUCAAGCUGCCUAAGAGAGCUGAAAAAGCAAGUUGCUGACCUGAAGAGCCAAUUAACCGCAGUUAUGAAGCAAAAGAAGUCAGCAACCCCAAAAAAGACAAAAGGUCCUGAAAUUAAAAAACCUGACCAUGUUAAACCCGAAUAUUUUCCCUCAACAAGCCGCCAAAGUACCAGACCCAAGCCAUGGUACUGCUUCAGAUGUGGGGAGGACGGACAUAUUGUAGCGACCUGUGAGUCAGAGCCAAAUGCAGCUUUGGUAGAAGCAAAACGAAAAGAACUGAAAGCUAGAAGACAGAUAUGGGACAGUCAGAAUGACCCACCUCCUUUAAACUAGAAUCCGCCCCUGUUGUGGGACAAACAGAGGCUGAUCCAGAAUUCACAGGUCCCAUCAAACCAAAACGAAAUACUCCAUCAAAAAAAUGUGCCAAAAUGAAGUCACAUUUAAGAACAGACUCUUUCAGCCUUCCCUGUGGGCUGAUUGGCACAAAAAGUACAGCUGAACUUAGAGUUAACGGUCAUACAGUUAACUGUCUGUUAGACACUGGGUCCCAGGUGACUACUGUCCCUGAAUCUUACUACCGACAGCAUCUGUCGAAUUACCCAAUUAAGUCACUUCACGACUUGCUAGAAGUCGAAGGAGCCAAUGGCCAACGUGUACCUUACCUAGGAUACGUUGAGAUGCAUAUCACUUUCCCAAAAGAUUUCCUGGGCCUCGAAGCCGAAGUGCCGACACUCGGUUUAGUUGUCCCUGAUGUGCGUGCAGCUGCCCAGUCCCUAGUUCUUAUAGGCACAAACACGUUGGACGUGCUAUAUGAGCUACACCGUGAUGCCUUUUCUGAACUGCCACCAACAAUGCUACCUGGUUACAGGGCAGUGUUGAACGCUCUUGAGUUACGACACAGACAGUCACAAAACCGUAACCUUGGUUUAGUGACAAUGCAUAACAGAAAGCCACAGUUGGUCCCUGCAGGUAAAACUGUAGUGGUCGAUGGCACUGUGGCAAUUUCGGCCAAUAACAGUGAGAAGUCUGUCCUAUUGGAGUACCCAUCAAUGUCAGCCUUACCUGGUGGUAUACUUGUUAAACCUUGUUUAAUAGACUUACCUGAAAGAGCACCUUACCUUGUUCCUGU